GAAGGAGUGAUGGCGGCUCAAGCUCGCGCUGUGGCGCUGUGCUCGCGCGAUCGGCAAGAACGCGAGCGCAAGAGAUCAUCUCAACAGCUACCAGCGGAUCUCGUACCGCGAGCGAUGGCGAGAGAGUGUCUUCGAGCUCGCGCUGUGACGAUUGUCGGCAAGAACGCGAGAGAAAGAGAUAAUCUCACAGAAGUCAAGCUGUUCUAUCAGCCGUGGCGUGGACUAGCGAAUCUCGUGGAAGAAAAAGGCCGUAGGUCUGUCAAGAGUUAUUUUUUUCUCUUUGUCGAGCCAAGAUCUAAUUGGCAUAUCUUUGAUUGUCUGUUUUCUUUGCACGAGCUUGGCGGACGCAUGAAGAUAGAUAGAGCUCCCAAAUUCUAUCGAGCUGCAAACUUUGAUUAAGCAAAAGAGAAAGAGGCCGAAUGGACCUGGGAAAAUAAAGAAAGGCAUCGCGAUCGUGCCACACCUGUCGUUUGCCAGAGAAAGACGGGGAGAUAUGAGAGGAAAAAACUUUUUUGCGGCAUUAACAUCUUCUACCAAACGAGACGCUGUCCAGACCCACUUUUGACAAAUUUCGGAAAGUCAGCCGAGACACGGCUAGCACUCAAUGGUGCUCCGCAAAGAUAUGGUUGCAGAAAUUAUCCAGGUACGAGCGCGCACUCCCUCUAUCAACUUGAGAGGAAUUUCCUGCUUAAAUCUUGCUCACCCAUGUUUUUUUUCUCUCCAGACAAUCCGAGUUUGUUGAUCCGAAGUUCUAUCCCAGCGGGUCUCUUUAGAGGAAGGAAGAAAGAAGAGCGAAAGAAGAAUGGUACGAUUCCCUCCACCAGCAGCAGCAGCAGCAGCAGCAUAUCUUCUGUUUCUAUUCACUACCAGUAGCUUUGUUCUCGGCAAAAGGUAUGAGCUAUCGCCCGGCUGGACUGCUGUGAACAACGAGAGCUUGAAAGGGGCUGGAAGCGAUGGCGGUUCUAGCUAUCGGAUUUUAAGAGCUGGGGAGGAUCCUAUAGUCAGUGACAAUGGAAGCUUUAGCUUGGCCUUCUACGACCCCCAGGGAACGAACAGAUACUUCCUGUGUGUGCUGCUAAACGUUGGGAAAUCCAAGCCAGCUCCAGCCUCUCUCGUGGUUCCAAUCUGGAUUGCAAACUCCAACUCGUCAUUCUCCGGCAAGGCAACUCUGAUGCUCACAGGAACACACAAAAAGUUCAUACUUCUCGACUCCACCGGGACUUUGAAGUGGAGUAGCGGUAGCGUGGUCGGAAUCUCCAGCUUGGAGCUCGAUGAGACAGGGAACCUGAUGCUGAUCAGCGAAGAUGGCAGCGUUCUCUGGCAGAGCUUCGAGCACCCGACGAAUGUUCUCGUUCCAGGACAGACUUUGCGGCCGGGAAUGUCGAUCACAAGCGUCAACUCGAGCUCCCAGCAGCCGGGACCGUUUAGAGGCACUAUGGAAGCGAGUGGCUUCGUGUUCUACGUUCUUCCAGAGACGGAGCCGACCAUGGCCGAUAUGCUUCGCAAGCCGCAGCCGUAUCAGGUGUGGAGCGUCGGUUCUAGCAGCAGCAGCCUCGAAUCCGCCUUGAAAGUUUGCGACUCUUCCAAGGCGGUGAUGGCCGUGACAAGCAGCGGCAUCGUGAUCUCCUACGAGCGUUCCAGCAGCGGCGAGUGUGGCGGCGAUGGGAAAUCCUUACAGGUGUAUAGAAACGACGAGGAUACAGCAGCGGAGAGCCAGUACUGGAAGCUCGAGGAAAAUGGCGACUUUGUUCUUCGCGGGUUCCACGAGCGGGAGCAAAACUGGGCGACGGUGUUCGCUCUCUCGACCCGGGCCAACGAUUCGUGCAAGCACCCGACCGCGUGUGGGAGCUACGGGCUUUGCAACAGCCAGGGGAAAUGCCAGUGCGUGGGAAACGAAGAACUGGACGAUCACACCUCGCACUCUUGCGGCGCUCCGUCCGGCGUCUCGGCCUCUUGCCUCGCGAACGAGGCCGCGAACCACCACUUCGUGAAGAUCCCCUCCGCGACUUACUUCUCCAACGCGUUCUCCCGGCCGGAUCUCCGCAGCUCGUCGCUGGAGGAUUGCUCCGCCGCGUGCGCGUCCAAUUGCUCCUGCGCCGCCGCGUUCUUCAGCCGGAGCGGCGGCGGCGAUUGCUUCCUGGUGGACGAGGUCAUGGGCAGCUUGAGCUUGGUUGGGGGCGGCGCUGGAGCGGAGGAGGGGGAUUACACGGCGCUGGUGAAGAUCCAAAACGCGCAGCUCAUCUCGGCGCCACUGUCCGCUAGCCGGGGGAAGGGGACGAGCAAAUCCGCGCGGACUGCCAUCAUCUUCCUGGCGGUGCUGUGCGGUGUUCUAGCGGUGAUGCUGGCGGCGGGCGGCUACAUUAUCAAGAUCAAAUAUCCCCACGCUUACAACAAGAUGAUGAGGAGGUCGUGAUCGACGUGAUUUUCAAAUUUAAAUGUCAGAAUAUGCUCUAGGGGUUUGAGGUGGCAGUCACAAGCUGACAUGUCUGAUGA
Molecule: messenger RNA, 2493 nt
Organism: Selaginella moellendorffii
Lineage: Eukaryota; Viridiplantae; Streptophyta; Lycopodiopsida; Selaginellales; Selaginellaceae
Product: EP1-like glycoprotein 2
Exons: 4
Coding region: 803-2413 (536 amino acids)
Biological process (GO): recognition of pollen
Source: RefSeq, a predicted model, not a curated record